Capra hircus (goat) is the source of this 2170-nucleotide messenger RNA. RefSeq names its product zinc finger protein 789 (gene ZNF789). NCBI's taxonomy places the organism in Eukaryota, Metazoa, Chordata, Mammalia, Artiodactyla, Bovidae. The transcript is spliced from 5 exons. Gene Ontology annotation, biological process: regulation of DNA-templated transcription. Bases 745 to 2067 code for a protein of 440 amino acids. The record is from RefSeq and is a predicted model, not a curated record.
AGUUAGCUCUUUAUUUAUCAUAUGUAGCCUAAAAUCUCUUAUAACUUCUCUAAAAUCAUUGUUAUACUCUCUGAGCUGAUUCUGUGUGACGUAGAAAUAAACUCAGACCGCAAAUGAGAGCAGGCAAAGGCUCUUCAGGCAGAGCUUGCUAUACUAAGUGAUCUAGCCACCAUCACAUGUUUGGCAGAGAGUCAAAAGCAAGCAGGAGAAACUUUAGUUUGGAAAAAAGGGAAAACUCAACUAUGCUGAGUUUUAAUGAGAACAGGCAAAGGCUCUUCAGGCAGAGCUUGCUAUACUAAGUGAACUGGCCACCAUCACAUGUUUGGCAGAGAGUCAUAAGCAAGCAGGAGAAACUUUAGUGUGGAAAAAAGGGAAAACUCAACUAUGCUGAGUUUUGAGAAGAUCAGCUUGGAAAAGCUGGAGGCAGGUUAAGUAAAAGAAGCAGGACUCUCCUCCACCCAGCCUCGGGGAGCAAGCAAGCAGGGGAACCUGUUCUCUGUUCUUGCUCCCCGCUGCUGCAGUAGCGGCCCCAAUAAAACCUUGCUUGGAAAUCAAAAAUGCGGGAUGUCCUCUGUGAUUUGGUAGGGGAGCACACCCGACUUUCUCUGCUGGUCCUGGGUGGAGGAGGGGUACACAUGUUAGGGACAAGUUCACACUUGCCACCCAAGUCCUGAUUGGGCGCCUGUUGCCACGUUGCUUCCGGUUUGGGUUCCAGGCUGGAGCUACAGGUCGCAGCUUAGCCUGAUGGCCAGGAUCCAGCCCCAUCUCGGAGGCCAGGCCAUGGAAGCCAUGUCCCUGCCAGUCCCAUGGAAGGGGCUGCUGUCCUUUGAAGACGUGGCUCUGUACUUCACUAGGGAAGAGUGGGACACGCUGGAUUGGGCUCAGAAGGCCCUCUACAGGGACGUGAUGCUGGACAACUACAGACACGUUGUCUCCUUGGGAUUUCAGUUUCCCAAACCUGAGGUGAUCUGUCAGCUGGAACAGUGGGAAGAGCCGUGGAUCCUGGAUCUGCAGAGAGCGGGGACUAGGAAGGCUUCCGGUAGUGCCUGCCCAGAUUCGGAAGCCAGAUUCCAGACGAAAGAGCUCACCCCAAAGGAGAACACUUCUGAAGAUUUAAUGUUAUGGAAGAUGUCAGCGGUAAAGCAGAAAACAGCCAAGGAGCCUUCAGAAGAGUUACGUGAAUAUAAUGAAUUUGUGGACAUUUAUGGAUUUUCACUCCCUGCUACUGGUGAUGAGUGCUGUAAGGACUUCCUUCAAAGCCUUAACCUUAUUCACAGUCAGAGAGCUCAGACAAGGACACAGCAGGGCAAAUAUGAUGAGUACGGAAAACCCUACCAUCACAGAUCACGGCUUUUGAGGCAUAAGAGAACUCUGACAAACGCAAAAUCUUAUGAAUGCCACGAAUGUGGAAGAGCCUUCCAGCGGCAAGCAAAUUUAGUUCGACAUCAAAGACUUCACAGUUCAGAGAAUCCCUUUGAGUGUGACAUAUGUGGGCAGGCUUUCAAACAGAAGUCUGCUCUGAUCGUCCACAAACAGUGUCACUCACAAAAAAAGCCAUAUAAAUGUCACGACUGUGGAAAGUGUUUCCGUCAGAUGGCGUAUCUCGUUGAACAUAAGAGGAUCCAUACCAAAGAAAAACCCUAUAAGUGCAGCAAAUGUGAAAGAACGUUUAGUCAGAAUUCAACGCUUAUUCGACAUCAGUUAAUCCACAGUGGAGAGAAACCCCACAAGUGCGCUAAAUGUGGAAAAGCCUUUGGCCGGCACUCAACCCUUAUGAGCCAUCAACAGAUUCACAGUAAACAGAAUGCCCACAAAUGCACUGAGUGUGGAGAAUCCUUUGGUCGGAAUGUCGAUCUCAUUCAGCAUCAGAGGAUCCACACGAAGGAGGAGUUCUUUGAGUGUAGAGACUGUGGGAAAACCUUUAGCUUUAAGGCGAAUCUUCAUCGACAUGAGGUUAUUCACACUGGAGAGAGACCCUACAGGUGUGACAAAUGUGGAAAGUCUUUCAGUUGGCGCACAAGCUUUAUUAAGCAUCAGGGUACCCACAGAGAGCAGCUAUCUGCAUGAGAUUAACUGGGAAAGCUACCAUUUAAAGCCCAGAACUUAACUGCUACGGCAAGUAUGUAUAACCUGAUUGUUUCACAAAAAUUAAUAAACAAGAACUGUUUUU